AGACUGAAAUGCAGAAGCACGACGGAAAACUCGUCACGCAUUACUACCCACAGCAUCCUUUAACGAUAGCAGCAUGCCGUGCGCAUGCGCGGUCACACAUGUGCAGCGGGGAACCACAACGUUCCCUUCUCCCGCAUCAAAGGGUAGCAGACCCUACGGUGCUACUUCACCUACCGCACCGUCAGCGUCGCCUGCUCGCUGCUUCUACUGCCUGUGCACGAUGUGCGGUCGCGACCUGCCAGACAUCCCCACCGUGACGUGCAACGCAUGCGGAUCCCAGACGCACAUCACCUGCGCACGAGACGUGUACUCGCAUGAGUGGCUCUUUGUGGAAGUGGCCGGAUCCUCUGCUGUGACGCUCCCUCGAGGGACCGCGGGAACGUUCGCACAAGCGAUGCACGUUGCGACGCCGGCGAGCACAAACACCGCAACGGCAGCGGCGACGUCGGCUGUCGCUUCUUCUUCUUCCCCCACUCGAGGUAACAAUGGUGCGGUGAGGUUGUCACUUCCGACGCGAGGAGAAUGGACAUCGAGCUCUCCCACAGCUGCAUCACCAGGCGUCUCACUGUCUUUGGCGCACAGCCGAGACACGUCCUACGUAGAUCAGCUGCCGUCUCCGCAAGCAAUGAGCAUGGCGGCGGCGAAGAUCGGUAAGGAGUACAACUACUACUGUCACCCGGACUGCGCCAUGGGGAUGGAGGUGGUUCGCAACCCGCAAUUCAACGCGGCCCUCUCCGCACGUGUGGAGGCGGCCUUUGCCAUGGAUUGGCGUCGUACGUGGCGGAUGUUGACGGCUCAGCUGGACAACGACAGCGUGCCGAAGAGCUGGGCGGAGGUGGAAAAGCUCGCUGCUGCUGUCAAGAGCUCCACGGCAAACACGGAGCACACAUGCAGCGGAAAUGGAGAAAUUCGAAAGAGAGCAAGGAGUUCGGCUUCCAAGAGUGGCACCGCUGCACUACCAGACGUGAAAAGCAGCGGCACAAACACGAAAGCCAGCAUUCUUGAGCAGCUAUCCGUGGCAACGGGAGGAAACACCGCACUUGCACAGGAGCUGACCCGCCUCUACAGUCAACUACGCGCCGAGGCGUGGGCGGCCUACUUUGAGCAGGAGCGGCACCACAGCGGGCACCCCCUCUUCUAUCCUCCGCCCUUUGUGGAUGUGCAGAGCGAAACUGCGCUGAACCACGUUCUCGAGGCCGCCGCACCGCAUGGGCAGGCCGCCCGGCUCUACUUGUUAGACCCGGACACACAUCCUGUCGGGUCCGCCGUAGCGAUCCCCGUCGGCGUGCUCGCACGUUGGCAGCAGCCGGCCCUUGCCCCGCUGAUCAAAGUGAACGACUCGAACAACUUCGUCGCAGAGGCGGCGGCGGCGGUGGCGUGCGAUACGGUAGUGCCGGAGACGGUGACGAUUUACCGCAACUGCAGCAGGGAAGGUCAGGUGAUGAUGUCGUAG
Messenger RNA from Leptomonas pyrrhocoris, 1453 nucleotides. RefSeq lists its product as hypothetical. The transcript has a single exon. The record is from RefSeq and is a predicted model, not a curated record. NCBI's taxonomy places the organism in Eukaryota, Euglenozoa, Kinetoplastea, Trypanosomatida, Trypanosomatidae. The coding region runs from base 74 to 1453 and encodes 459 amino acids.